Molecule: messenger RNA, 1800 nt
Organism: Botrytis deweyae
Lineage: Eukaryota; Fungi; Ascomycota; Leotiomycetes; Helotiales; Sclerotiniaceae
Exons: 4
Coding region: 1-1800 (599 amino acids)
Source: RefSeq, a predicted model, not a curated record
AUGCGGUCUUCUUUGGUAACAGUUGCUGCCCUAAUGGGUAUGACUUUUGCAACCCCAGUCCCCCAAGACAUCGAUUUCGCUAUGGUCGAAGCGGCUCCUGAUCCAGUUACUACUGGUCCUCCUGUUGGCGUGACUGCUCAAUCUAUCGCCUACGAUGCUUCGACCGCUAUCAUUGCUGCCACUCAAGCUGUUGCAUCUCAAUCUGUAGCAAAUAGCGAUGCUGCCAAUGCCCCCAAGGUUAAGAGAACAGCAUGUCAAGCUCAGCCAGCCGGUGCCACUGGAGCUCCUGCAUACGCUUCUGAUUCUCCAUCUGGUUUUUUAGCCAAUCUUGGAUUCUCUGAUGCUGCCUCCGCUGCUUCUACUCCAGCUGGAUACACGCAAUCUUUCCAGAACCUUAAGGCAUCCAACAAUGCCUAUGGAUAUAUGGGGUUCACUACUCUUGAAACUUAUGAUUCGGAAUUGUGUGCAUUGAAGUGCUCUGCCAGCAACGGAUGUAUGGCCUUUAAUAUUUGUGAGCUUACAUGUCUAGUUCGAAAGAGUACCGGAAGAGUUAUUGCAGUCACACGUGAUCCAAGUGUCGAACCUGGAGCAGCAUGCGAGGAUCCUCCAAGUGUUACAAUGAUCAAAUGUGUGUUCUGGGGUGGCCCAGUUUCUACCGAAAAUGCCGUAAACUCUGGACAACACAGAGAUAAAUUUCAAGUCGUGAUUGCUGGAUCCAAUGGUUAUACAAAUAACAGCAUUGCUCCUAUCCCUGGCUAUGGAAAUGCACAAUAUCUGGGAAAUGCUGCUAUUAAUGCGCGAUAUGAUUUAGAAGGAUGCAAUACGUACAUGGGAUCAACAAUCUUCUCUACCGGUCCCUUCGAUGCAUCUCUCUGUGCCGCUUACUGUAGCGCACAAUUGAAAUACAACCUUGAGCAUCCUCCAUCUGAUGGAAGUCCAGUUAAGACUUGCCAAUUCUUCAAUACUUAUCUCCUUUAUGUCAAUGAUCUUUCUCAUACACAAGGCCAUUAUUGUGCCAUCUACUCCGAGGCAUGGGAUUCUAGCUACGCAACCAAUGUCGGACAAUACCGUGGAUCUGAUCAUUAUCUCAUUGGGCUGUCAUACACCUACACCAACGCAACCAACCCAGGAUUGACAUCUGGAGAUAAGACAUGCGCUGUUGCUCAAGCAUCGGUCGAGAUCUCCUACUCAUCUCUCCAACCUUAUUGCAGCACCUUGCUCGGUUUUGCAACUGAUGCUAUUACAACAUCAACUACCAUAACCUCGACGUUUACAUCGACUGUGGUCUCCCAAGCUACUGCUACUGCAGCCAAUAAUCCUAUUCCGAAAAGAAGCGACAUCGCAGUGCAUCUAGUGAGCGGUACUCCUCUCAUUCCUUCCAUGAUUGCCAAUAGCAUCGUCACUCCAGUAAAGCGCUCAGUUGCUGCUACACCAGCUGGACUUACCAAAUACCCUGGCACUGUUAUCUCAUCAGCAUGCUCUGCACCGGCUACCAAACCAACUAUUGCCGUUACUGUUUACGUAACUGACUACGUCUCGACAACCACUUCAACCACCACCACAUCUACCACCACCACUACGGCUAGUGCUACCCCAUCCUUCGUCAUUGCCUCUGGAUCCGAUAAAUCCCAAUACGUAACUUACGAAGACUAUUUUGGUCUGAAGAUGAAGAUCCUCACAGUAUCUCCCAUCACCGCAAGCUCUGCAACCACAUUCUAUCUCGACGGCCAAUCCCUCUCCUCAUCAGACAAAACCCGGGUCGCCAAUACCGACGACGCUGGCUCUGGCGCCCCCUCAUAA